GCGGUGCGUGAGGUGGCGACACUGACUCAGUCAACCAAGGGAGGGGGAAGGCAUCGUUUGUAUUCUAUCUUCGAAUUCGCGUCUAUAUAUCACACAAGAUGUCGGUCGGCAAGAUAAUUUUAAAAUCAACAACACGGAUGUCCCUGAACGACCGAUUCACGGUGCUGCGACAGGAGAAGCCAACGGGACAAGGACAGUCAGUAGCGGGGCUAGAAGAGAGGCGGCAGCAGGCCCAAGCAUCAAGAAAGAACCAGCGUUUGGCAGCUCAGAUGGAACGCCGCCCAGCAGUUGUAGCAGCAUUGAAGCUGAAAAAGAAGAGUGUGGAGCAGCGCCUCAAUGGACAGAGACCCUUGUCUGUGAAACAAAGGCUAGCCGUGAAAGGACGUCUGAGCAUUCCUGAAGAGGGUGGCAACAUCCAGGUUAGGGGACGAGGUGGCCUUCGAGGCGCAAGAGGUGCAAGUUACAGAGGACUCCGAGGAGCUGGCUUCAGAGGUGGCAGAGGUGCUCUUGGUAUCAGAGGACGUGGUGGCACUAUUGGAAGUGCCCGAGGCGGUUUGCGUGGUGCUCGUGGGGGAAGGUUCUUACGUGGCCGCGGCACCCGUGGUCUAAUGCAGGGACGUGGUACAGGAAGAGGAGCUGUGCGUGGCAGAGGCUUCAUACAGAACCAAGGACGGGGAGAAAUGAAAACAUUCAGGGGCCGUGGUCGUGGAGGUCGCAUGGGUCGUGGAGGGCGUGGAGUAAGAGGUGGACGAGGUGGGGCUGCUGCCAAAGCUAACGGAACAGGGAACUGCACCCGUGAAGAGCUUGACCAGCAGCUGGAUGAGUACAUGAGCAAGACUAAGACUGCCCUGGAUUCAGAACUUGACCAGUACAUGAAAGAUGCUCCAGUCUAAGCCCAAAAUGAACAUCUCUUCAUGUUUUGCCAAAUAUAAGUCAUCUGUGCUCAUAAUACAGUAAUAUUUUCACCCCAUAGGCAGAUAACAAUAAAAAGGAUUUUUUCAUACAUCAAAGAUGGAAUCUAGUCUUGGUGAUAGCUUUCUUUUGUAAUAAAACAGAUGACUUGCAGAAGCAGCUGAAGAUAUGUACUUAUUUUAUGUUUAUUAACAUGAUUUAUCUGUGUGUCAAGGUUCUGAGUUUUCCAUAUUAUCCAUGAUGUGAUAAACUGUAGUUGAUAAAGAUAUUUAGUCCGUUCAUGUGAUUCCUGUCUAGAAAUGAAGUACUUGUUCAGUAAUGGACCAAGAAACAUGAUAUGGAAUUCAUCCAGCAGUCAAGGCUUCAAUGGUUUAUUUUUUCAAAUGGGAAUUUGCAAAACUUGUUUAAUAGUACCAAGUGUUUAAGUAUGUAUCUGUAAUAUGUAAAUGAAAUCCUGAAGUUAACAAAUAUUAAAGUUUGUCCAUGUUACUGCCAAAGGACUAUUAGUCAUUUAUUUUAUUAUUAUUGUAUAUAUAUAUAUAUAUAUAUAUAUAUAUAUAUAUAUAUAUAUAUAUAUAUAUGUAUAUAUAUAUAUAUAUAUAUAUAUAUAUAUGAUAAUAAUAGAAUGGUAAAUAAAUCAUAUACCCACAGCCAACUCAAUAAGUAAAAAAGUUCAGGUAUGAAGUUAAUUUUAUAUUUUAUCUUAUGUUUAAAAGUAAGAGGUUAAGUGCUCUUUGUGCCUCACUUACAUACUUAGUUGUAUCUUACUUUAUAUAGUUUUAUGUAGAGUUUCAAUUAAAUAGAUUUUGAUCAAGAAUGAGAAAUGAAUUGUAUUGCAGAAUAUAGUGUAGCUGUAUGAGGAAAGUUGCUGAGGCUACAUAUUGGUAACUAAUGAAAAAUAUUUUACUUUUAAAUGCCCUCUUGGAAGUGGCCGCUAAGAAAUUCAUAUCCUGGAUUAAUUACCCAAACACUGAGUGAGAUUAGGUAUACCACUGAAUACAUGGAGUAUCAGGCUUUGGUGUUAGAUGACUAAAUUACAGGAUAUUGUAUGGUAUGGUUUAAGUGCACUUUAUUUUUUUCUGUUACCCUUAUCAAGGUGUUUUAUACAGUUUUUCUACUGUAAAAAAAAAAAAAAAAUCUUAUCGGUCUCCACAUAUUUGAGUUUGUUGUAUACAGUGAUCAAAUAGAAUGCAUGUUUAUUUUAAGUAUUGUCAUUUCAACCAUUUGCUUACUUUUCAGUAAUGCAAAGGAAGUUCAUACCAGGCAAGUGUGAAUGUGAAAACUUAGUUAUAUUCUCAUUUUUGUAUGUGUGGUCAUAACAUAAGGAUUUUACUCCAUGUUGGUGAAGCAAAUGUCUUGUCACCAUCAUUGGAAUGCAUUGUACAAAUGAAUAUUUGUGUAUGAGAGUUCAGAACUAUAUUUAUAGAAAUUAGAAGUUAGCACUUUGUAUCAGGAUAGUUGUUCCUUGUAUCAUCUUUAUACUUAUAAUGAAAACUAUUUGAAGUGAUGGUACAUUGUAUCAUUAAAUUCCCUCAAUCCAUAA
Penaeus vannamei (Pacific white shrimp) is the source of this 2455-nucleotide messenger RNA. Its product is annotated as chromatin target of PRMT1 protein. Lineage: Eukaryota; Metazoa; Arthropoda; Malacostraca; Decapoda; Penaeidae. The record is from RefSeq and is a predicted model, not a curated record.